AUGCGAUGCAUGCGGUGCAUUGCCGGUCUCGCACAAUACAAUAUGCUCACUGAACGGGACUUUGACUUGAGAAGCCGAAAACUAACUACCACCUCUUUGCAUCCUUCGGGAAGGACCGUUCUCGUCACUAAUUAUACAAGUAUUGCAUCCGCCGAUCGGUCCUCGCCAGCCAGUGGCAAUGUCUGGAACCCCACGACCCUCCUGCGCUCAAUCUGCCGCGAUGCACGACCGUGA
Messenger RNA from Cordyceps militaris CM01, 234 nucleotides. RefSeq lists its product as uncharacterized. The record is from RefSeq and is a predicted model, not a curated record. The transcript has 2 exons. The coding region runs from base 1 to 234 and encodes 77 amino acids. Lineage: Eukaryota; Fungi; Ascomycota; Sordariomycetes; Hypocreales; Cordycipitaceae.